UUCCCUUUUUACAAUCAUCACCCUUUUCCCACAUACACAUAAACACUUCGAUGGCUUAGAAUAAAAUAAAUUCAACAAAAAUUAUUUUUUCCUAGUCAUUCGUACUCCGGUCUUCGUGAAAUUAAGAAGCAAAGCUGCUGAGUUAAUUUCGUGUUGAAAAACAGAAUAAAUUCUUGAAAGUAGUGUGGAAGUUAUCGUGAAUUCUUAUCGGAUUAAAAAUCUUCAACUAUGUCAGCUACCGACAAUCAACUGAGUGACUUUAAAAAGUCCCAAAAGAAUGGUCCUGGUGUUGCGACACUUGCAAGUGGAGCACCAAUUGGUGUUAAAACUGCAACCCAAACUGUCGGACAACGUGGACCUGUCUUACUUCAGGACAUCAACUUCAUUGAUGAAAUGUCGCAUUUUGAUCGCGAAAGAAUUCCCGAACGUGUUGUUCAUGCUAAAGGUGCUGGUGCUUUUGGUGUCUUUGAAGUCACUCAUGACAUCACAAAGUACACAAAUGCGAAGGUUUUCGAAAAAAUUGGAAAACAAACACCAAUGGUUGCUCGUUUUUCAACUGUCGGUGGUGAAAGUGGUUCAGCUGAUACAGCUCGUGAUCCUCGCGGAUUUGCCUUAAAAUUCUACACUGAUGAUGGUGUUUGGGAUUUGGUUGGUAAUAACACGCCAAUCUUCUUCAUUCGCGAUCCAAUUCUUUUCCCAAGCUUCAUUCAUACUCAGAAGAGAAAUCCACAAACACAUUUGAAAGAUCCUGACAUGUUUUGGGAUUUCAUCUCGUUAAGACCUGAGACAACACAUCAAGUUAUGUUUUUGUUUGGCGAUCGUGGAACGCCUGAUGGUUAUCGUUUCAUGAAUGGCUACGGCUCGCACACUUUCAAGUUGAUUAAUGCAAAAGGCGACGCACAUUAUUGCAAAUUCCACUUUAAGACCGCUCAAGGCAUUAAGAACUUACCAACUGAGAAAGCUGACGCUUUGGCUGGUUCCGAUCCUGAUUAUGCAAUUCGUGAUUUGUUUAAUGCAAUUGCUAAGGGCGAAUUCCCAUCAUGGAAUUUGUUCCUUCAAGUCAUGACAUUCGAACAAGCGGAGAAAUAUAAAUACAAUCCAUUUGAUGUCACGAAGGUCUGGUCACAAAAGGAAUAUCCUUUAAUUCCAGUUGGUCGCAUGACAUUGAAUAGAAAUCCUAACAAUUACUUCGCUGAAGUUGAACAAUCGGCAUUCGCACCGUCACAUUUAGUUCCUGGCAUUGAACCAAGUCCCGAUAAGAUGUUGCAAGGACGUUUGUUCUCUUAUGCUGACACUCAUCGUCAUCGAUUGGGCGCUAACUAUUUGCAGUUGCCAGUUAAUUGUCCAUAUCGUGUCAGUGUUAAGAAUUAUCAACGUGAUGGUCCAAUGACAUUCAACGAUAACCAAGGCGGAGCUCCAAAUUACUAUCCAAACUCGUUUGAAGGUCCAGAACCAUCUUCACGUACCGUUAACUUACAACAACCAUACAAAGUUUCUGGUGAAGUUUAUCGAUUUGACAGUGGCGACGAAGACAACUUUAGUCAAGCGACGAUCUUCUGGAAUCAAGUUUUGGAUGAAGCAGCACGCAAACGUCUCGUGUCUAACAUUGCCGGUCAUUUGGUAAACGCUAAAGCUUUCAUUCAAGAACGUGCAAUUGGAAACUUUGCUAAAGUUUCGUCUGAAUUUGGAAAAGCAUUGACUGAAGCUAUCAAGUUGAAGAAAUCGGCUAAAAUGUAAAUUUUGAUUCUUUUGAAUUUAUUUUUUUGAUUUUCUUUUUACAUUACCAUUAAAUAUAUUUUAUGCGUUUCUAAUGGGCAUUUAGCAUAGUUAAUAUAUUAUGCAAUGUAAUAAUGGGGGUCAAUGCAAAUAUCUCGUCACUUGAUGAUUACAUCUUAAUUAAAAUAAUUGAACGAUGACCUUUUAUGGCUACUAAGAACGUAACAAUCAUCGAAUUUGAUGAUGAUGAAUCUUAGGUACAAUAAAAAGUCGUCUACUAUUAACAAUAAGAUAUAAAUUAUUCAUUUGACCCCACCAAUCCUCACUUCAUUCCCUCUUAUAAUUGAGAAUUUUUUUUAUAUUGGAAAAUUAGAACAAAAACAUUUUUGGUGAAAGUUUACAAUGAAAGUGAAACAAAUAAAAAUUUUUCAUAAAAAUUAAA
Clunio marinus is the source of this 2158-nucleotide messenger RNA. The record is from the annotation of a GenBank genome assembly. NCBI's taxonomy places the organism in Eukaryota, Metazoa, Arthropoda, Insecta, Diptera, Chironomidae.